UAUGGGGUGCACGUCCAACUGACCGUCAGCUGGCUAAAGAUCGUGUGUGUGGUGUAACGUUACGGAUUGAAAUAACCCAUUGAAUGUCUGAAUACAACUAAAAGGAUGAUAUUAAAUCCAGGGGUUACAGGAAGCUCCAGAAAGGACAUUCCCUGUAUUCUUCAGAGGAAAACUGGGGGAGAAGCUCCAUCAGGAGACCCCAGGAUUUGACCUGUUGGACCCCAACAUGAGAGUCAUAGAUGUUAGUUAUAACUGCCUCCACGACAAACACCUGAAGAGUUUUUUCCGCCAUCCGGCAAGGAAGAAGCGGCUGGUUAAGCAAGGACUCAUCACCUCAAAUGAGAAGGUGCUGUGUACGUGUAAAGAGUACAAUCGCUACAGUAGCUACAUCAAGUCAGUUCAGUUGCUAUGGGAGAAGCAGUGCUGUGCCCAGCAGAAAACGCUUUUGAAGCAGUUCCUAGUCUUGCAGCAGCAAGGGGAGGUUCCGUCCCACAUCUCACUGACGGAUGUUAGAGAUUGGCUCAUUGCCAAGGGUAGAAACUACUUCAAGAACACUUUUCAGAGUGAAAUGGAAGAGGGGAAGAACCUUCACUUGGCCGAACUGGCUUGGGAUGUGAAACGACGCCUCAGGCUUAAGGAACUGGAAAGAGAAGUGUGCAGGGAGCUGCGCCUGGAGCGCCAAAUCCGCUGGUCGGUGAUUGGACAGCCUGGUAGCCAGAUGGGAGAUUGGAGACCCCUGGGCAUGGAGACACACACACCUCUGGAAAUGGACUCUCCCUUCAGACACUCCACCUCCUCGAUAGACACUCUUUCCAGUCAGAUCUCGACUGAGAAACUCGAGGUUGCUAGGCUACAUACUACCAGACCACAUAUUGCCAGACCACAAACUACCAGACCACAAACUACCAGACCACAAACUACCAGACCACAUUCUGCCAGACCACCAACUGAAAGACCUAGCAGUGACUCUGAUCACUCUGGAACCUUGUCUUCUGUGAUGACCUGCUCACCACAUUCAGCUAGCCCGUCAGUGAUUACUAUUAGGGACUUGCUGCUCAUGAUUGGGCACAUAACGAGCUCAGUAUUGGAGGAGGUAAAUAGCAUCCUGAUCCCUGCCUUGGUUGACCUUAUAAGGCUGAGAGCUUCAGAAAGUGCUGCAGAGAAUAUGCUCCCCAUGAGCAAAGACACCAACGAAGAUUCAACCCAGGGCUCUGUCAGCUGUACCUCCCUACUCUCCAAAGUCAAUGUCAUCUGUCUCACUCAGAGUCCUGACAGUAGGUCCUCCCCAAUCUCCAUUGAUGUACCAGUCACUGCUGUCCAGACUUAUUGUAGCAGCAGUUCUCUGUCCAGUGAGGAACGAGCACACUCUUUCUCCAGUCAGAUCUCUACUAAGAACCUCCUGGCUGCUAGGCCACGUUCUGCCAAUCCACCAUCUGCUAAACUACCAUGUGAUAAACCACAAUCUGCGACACCACCACCUGCUAAACUACAAUCUGCUAAACCAGAUUCUGCGAAACCACCUAUUGCCACUGACUACUCUGGAACCUUAUCUGCUGUGGUAGGUCGUGGGCAUGUCAUCCCUGUCAAACUGACAUUGGCCCCUUUCUCCUCCUUAAUCUCCAGCGAAGAGACCAACACCAACUUCUCCUCCAGCAGCCUCCCCUCCUCCUGCUCCAUUAAGCUUUCAGACAGUAGGAGUGUAAUUCCUUGCUCCCUGACUGUAAGCUCCAUUUCAAAUGUUCCUGGACCUGACUCUAGCAGCAGCCCUGUGCGGGAGAAUCAAUUUGCUACUGAGGUCUCGUCGAUCUGCCUCAGCCAAGAUAGAAAUGGCCAAAGAGGGAGUGUGACACCUCCAGCCCCUUUGGAUGUUUCCCUCCCCUCCAUUAUUGAGCGGGCUGGCGGACUUGUAUGUUCCGUCAUCUCCCAGUCUUUAGCAAUUGUGGAGGCGCGGUCAAGUGUGAAUGGUGAGGAGGGCUCUCCAUCUCCCACCACAGUCUCCCAUUCUCCUACAAGGGUGUAUGUCAGCCACUUAAGGAGUAGCCCACUAGGUGAGGACCUUGUAGAUUCAACACUUGCGGAUGUUAUCUCUGUCCUGAAAAUGGAGGGAAUUCUUUCCUCCUCUCCGACUUUGGAGGAGGAGCUGCUUGAUCUCUCCUCCAGUUGUUCUUCGUCAUCAAGCGAAACACUGCAAUGUGUGUCUGUUGGCCCUCUUGGCAGUGGGUCGGAGACGUCCUUCAAACUUCUUGGGGGUCGUACUCUGAGUAUCGCCACCCCAACGGCCCAUGAUACCACAGAGGACUUAGAAGUCUACAGUGAUGAGAUUAUUGACGAAAUCCUUACUAUAAUGAGGACCAAAAAAGAUGAUGACAGUGGAAGUGACGUCUCUGGUGCAUCAACACCAUGCAACACACCAGCACCACAGAGCCGGUCCUCUUCUGCACUGAGGGGAGUGCUUCCCCAUGACAGAAGGAUACUCAGCACAACACUGCUUGGAAUCCAGAACACACUAGACAGUGAGAACCUCUCAGGAGAGUGUUCCACCUCACCACAGGACAAUGCCAGAGUCCUGGAGAUGAUAAAGUUGCUGCAGAGGCGCCUUGAGGGGACACCCUCAGAGUCCUCCAUCCAUAUCACAGAUGUGGCUUCACCCGUGGGCAUUCCUCUCCCUCUAUCUCUCUAUGCUGUUCAGUCGUGUGUAUUUGCCACUGACAAAGACCUGAAGGCAGAACGAGUGAGGGGAGUCUUUGAAAGCCUGAGAUCCCAGUUUAUGAGCUACUCCAUCAAGCCUGUGAGUAACAUCAUUACCAGGGCAACAACAAAGAUGGCUGCCUCCAAUCAGGUUAGUUCAGAGACACUCCAGGCAGCAUCAGCAAAAUCAUCUGCUGUGGCUCAGAACCUUAUUAGUUUGGUUUUAUUUAAAGUUGCCACGGUGUCCUGCUCUGAUGACUUAGAGGGUCUGGGUGAUCAUCUCAGAUGCCCCUCAACUUUGACCAGAGGUCUGACACCUUUGACCUCGGAGAAAGCUACACUGACACCUGCUGUUCUGAAGAUCAGAAGGGAGAUGUCUAAGGAAGUGGCCACCGAACUCCAGUGUUUCUUGAUCAAGGAAUCCCUUACUGGCACCCAGACACCAUCCAAUGGACAUGUUUGCACUUCUGAAUCUGCCCCAAGGGAAGCUGUGCGGGACAUCCUGAGGAAAACCAAAGAGGAGGCUUUCAACAAAAGCCUGAAUAAAAUUUUCCCUGUUAAUUUGGAUGAGCGGCUCACAGACUCCAUUGCAGAUGCCUUAUAUCCGAAGCUGCAUGACAGACUGGAGUCCAAGAGAGAGCUGCAGGCUUCUUAUUACAGCUCCCAGAUCAUCUGUAGCCUCAGCCCCUUCAAAGUUGAGAGCAGCCUAGAGCUCCAGGAGUUCACUGACCCACUAUCUGAGUCAGUAUUGUGUCUCCUGGAUAGAACAUUUGGAGAUAAAGCUCAGAACUUAAAGACAGGCGGAGGUGUUUUACAAUAUGUCACAGACCCAACCUAUAAGAAGCAUUUGAUUGGACCCCACACCAACGACGUCAAUGUGGUUAUGCACACGAUUGCAGUGGAGGAGUUGCCUGUUGAGGGUUGUAUUGCGCAAAGUGAGGCCAUUCAUGGACUUCACAAGAAGCAAGAGUUACCUUCCAGCACCAGUGGCAGAGGGAAUGAGACCCUGAGCCCUACUAAUUGCCUACUGGAGGGUGUAGUGGGCAAACUGGUACGGAGGAUGCUAUUUCAGGGCCUUGACAUCCCUGAGGUACCCAUGAACUACAGCCGCUCUGAGAACUUUAAGCUACAGUAUGAACUGGUUGCAAAGCUUUGUCCUCUGAUGGUAAGGACAAUCAUGGCUACAACCAUAGACAAUCAACCACCUACUACUCAAGAAGCAGUGAUGUCUUCCGAGAACAUCCAUGUGAAAGAGCUGUGUGAGGCAGGUAUCAAACACCUCAAAGAGAACCAUGUACCCGAUGACUCUGAGACAAACAUCAUGGUCAGAGGGGCUUUGAGUGAAAUUGAAUCCUGUAUGAUUGAGACCUCCGACAAGGACUCUCCCAGUCUACAUUCCACACCAGAGGUGGUUGUAGACCUGAUCACCAAGCUGCUUCAUGGGUAUGAGCUUGACUCAGAGGACUUUGCAUCACCUGUGUCAUCCCCAACCACCACUCUCUCUGAUGUGGCAAUGGACAUGGUGGUUUCUGUCCUUCGGGACAUGUCCGAUUCCCCAGACGUUACAUCAGCAUUGGAAAUGACCAAGGAUCUCAAGACGCCGUACUCCCGCCCCUCAAGUGCAAGGAUUGUAAGUGCCCUCUGCAGAGAGCUGGAGGAGUGCAUGGGCUCUCCUGAUGCUCUGAGGCGAGCUUUGAGCCGCGGGGAGAUGACAACAGCCAUUGCGAGUGCAGUCACCAGGGAAGUCAACCGUCUGGGUUCAAUCGUACCCAAAGUCUCUGUCAGGCCGCUCUCCUCAGACAUCUGCCUUAGGACAGACCAGGACAAGGUCAUGGUUAAGAGCCGAUGUGGCUCGGCUGAGGUGAAGGCAUCCCAACCGGUGUAUAUUAUUGUUCAUGUAGAGGCGGUGAUGGAUAUCAUUGUCCGGCUGCGGUCUCUGAUUGUUCCUCGGACCCAGGAUAAACUGGCCAGCUGGACCCUAGUUGAGGAUGUGACCAACAAGCUGUCCAGUGCUCUGUGGGUGAGGGUGACUAACAGGUGGAGGGAAGCAAAUGUCUGCCUGAAGGCAACAGACAUCUUUCAGUUGGUGCUGUCUGUGCAUAGAAAGUUGAUGCAACGCUAUGGCACAGAGGAAGCCCUACAGAAGAUACUGUGCCACAAGGCACCCAAGCUGCACAAGGACAUUGUCUGUCUUGUCACGAACGGAAUUAUGGAUGCACCAUCCAAACUUCAAGACACCAAAAAUCUGGAAUCUACACUCAACUUGAAAGAAUUGACAGCCUUGUUUAAUGAAAUGACAACCCGUCAAUCUUUGAAUAAGAAAGCUAAGCAGAGCAGCAUCAAGAUUGAGAUUGAACAGCCAGAGUGGUCCACUGUGGAACAAGUGACAUCCGGUUCCACCAGCUUCAUUAGGGAGCUUAUUUUAGAAGAAGUCCUGAUGAAGCUUGUCAAGAAGAUAUGCCGUAUGCCAAAAAGGACCAACAAGCGUCAGCACAUCCAGAUCAGUGAUCUGGUGACUGAGCUGAUCCGAUUGUUCGACGAUGAGGUGGCCAAAUAUCUGAUUGAGGAAAUGGAAAGCCAGCAAAAAAGUUUCAAUUCUAAGAUGACAUCGAAGCUGGCAGAUGCCAUCUACACUGACCUUGGGAAGGUCAAGCGUUUGAAACGCUCCUUGAAAAUUGACGAUUUAUUUGAGGAUCAGGAGAUGCUUUCCGUUGUCUCUGUCAUUGUUUCCCACAAGCUACUGGCCAUCUUGAAACCCUCAGUUUCCAACCCAUAUGACCGUGAGACCUCAGACCUUGAAGACUCAUGCAGUAAUGAUUUGGAGGAUGCGGAAUCUGAGGGGGUGCAUUAUGCCACCGGCAGAAAGUCCAACGUGAGCAUCGUCCUUACAGACACUACAAACCAGCCAGAGAUGUACAUUGCUGUGGAUUCUCCACCUAUGAUUAAAUUAUCCAAGAUGAGGAAAGGCAUCCGGGACUUCUUCUGGGGAGUCCAGAAGGCCUGGAAACGCUUGGUCACCUGCAAGUCCUCUGGGUCCUCUGAUGGGUAGCCUGGAUGACGUGCAGCCCAUGUCAAUUGCUUUUGCCAGGCUACAUCUGAGGAGGACACCACAACUGGCCUCAAUACAACAUUUGUAUUUUAGUUCAUUGAAUUUUGAGUCCCUUAAUGCUGCUAUAUUUGAACCAGGCUGUCAGUGGACUAGCUUACCAUUAGUUUAUACUCCUUAAGGAAGAUCCACUAUAGGCUAGUCAACACCAAAAUUCCAUCUGGGUCUUUUGAUCCCUUAUUAGCUCCCACUCCUGUAACUAGGAAUGUGAGCUUCUAAAUGUCAUUCAGACAUCUACAGCUUCUCCUGUGACUAGGAAGAUAAGCUAAGAAGCCCAACCAAUUGACUAGAUGUGCUGUACAUCUGAUGCCCUCUCCCUAUUGUAAUCAUUGAUCCACAUCCAUUGCAGCCUCUAAAUUGGAUGUAGAUAUUUAGCCUAAAUUAAAAAAUGACAAGGAGGGAAGGCCAACAGCAGCUUCUACUCUUACGAUUAGGAAAGUGGUGCUAAACUUUUUGGGCUUUGAGGAACUAUGCAUUUUAUUUUUCAAUCACUUACAUACUUUUUAAUGGUUGUUUUAAUAAAGCAUUUGUAUUGCAGAUUUGGAUUCAUAUUUUAUCUUUCAUAAUUUUUCAUUUUAAUUUAGGUAUUCAUUUGAUGACAUGGGACUAAAGCGUAGUUUAUACCCUACAUACAUACACAAGAAAUAACUACAAGCAGCUACACAAAAAAACCUUUACACAAGAACGCAGGAUCAGCAUUUUGUGAAGCGUUCUUGUGUUGCACACGAAGGGUAUGACCUAGGCUUAGUCAUUUUAUGACUUCUAUAAGGGUAUAUAAUGGUAUCCAUAGUGCAGUAUUAAGAUAUUCAUUGUGGAGCUUUAUAUUAUAGUAGAAAUAAUGUAAAUGAAUAAAAGUGAAUUGAUGUAUGUCAA
Molecule: messenger RNA, 6667 nt
Organism: Oncorhynchus kisutch (coho salmon)
Lineage: Eukaryota; Metazoa; Chordata; Actinopteri; Salmoniformes; Salmonidae
Product: mucin-17
Exons: 10
Coding region: 227-5737 (1836 amino acids)
Cellular component (GO): mitochondrion
Source: RefSeq, a predicted model, not a curated record